CGUCGGACCCUGCCACUUGCACCCAAGCCCCCAAACCCUCUGCGGCGCUCCCUCCCCCACUCCGUCUCCCUCGCAAUGGCGGCGGCGCCUCUCCAGCCCGUGCCACCGCCCGCGGCCGUGAACGGCGACGCGUUCCGCGUGGGUUUCAUCGGCCCGGGCAACUUGGCGGAGAGCAUCGCCCGCGGCGUCGCGGCGUCGGGCGUCCUCCCGGCCAACGCCAUCCGCACCGCCCCCCACCGCCGCCCCGAGCGCGGCACGGCCUUCGCCUCCAUCGGCGCGUGCCUGCUCGACACCAAUGCCCAGGUUGUCGACGACAGUGAUGUGAUAGUCAUCUCCGUGAAGCCUCAGAUCGUAAAGCAGGUUAUACUUGAACUGAAGCCACUGCUGUCAGAUGAAAAGCUUCUGGUGUCUAUUGCUGCUGGCGUCAAGAUGAAAGAUUUGCAGGAUUGGUCUGGUCAACGGAGAAUCAUUAGAGUAAUGCCCAACACCCCUUCAGCUGUUAGACAAGCUGCAUCAGUGAUGUGUUUGGGAGAGAUGGCUACUCAGAAAGAUGCGAACCGUGUAAGAAGUUUAUUCAGCGCCAUUGGAAAGGUUUGGACAGCUGAAGAGAAAUAUUUUGAUGCUGUAACUGGCCUGAGUGGUAGCGGUCCAGCCUACAUUUUCUUAGCAAUAGAGGCCAUGGCUGAUGGUGGAGUCGCUGCUGGGCUUCCUCGGGACCUUGCACUUGGUCUUGCAUCUCAAACAGUUCUUGGUGCUGCAACCAUGGUGAGCGAGACAGGAAAACAUCCAGGCCAACUGAAGGAUCAGGUCACUUCUCCAGCAGGCACUACUAUAGCUGGGGUUCAGGAGCUCGAGAAGGGUGCAUUCCGUGGAACGCUGAUCAGUGCUGUUGUUGCUGCCGCAAAGCGUUGCUGCGAACUGUCCUAGAUCUAGGUUGAAGUUCAUCUUACCAGAUUUCGACAGUUGCAUUCUGUUGAUAUAUUCGUCUUGAACGGCAUGGUGUGAAUUGUUGGGAUAAUAACUUGACAGCUUUUAGAGCAGUCGUGAUGUAAUCGGUUAAACAUGUUUUGCAGAAUCAGGUGCCAUAGGGUUAAUUAUCUGUUUCCUUGCUAAUAUAUAAAUCGUAGUGCUUAAGUGCUUUCA
Panicum virgatum (switchgrass) is the source of this 1143-nucleotide messenger RNA. Its product is annotated as pyrroline-5-carboxylate reductase-like. Gene Ontology annotation, molecular function: pyrroline-5-carboxylate reductase activity. The transcript is spliced from 7 exons. Lineage: Eukaryota; Viridiplantae; Streptophyta; Magnoliopsida; Poales; Poaceae. The coding region runs from base 76 to 927 and encodes 283 amino acids. Gene Ontology annotation, biological process: L-proline biosynthetic process. The record is from RefSeq and is a predicted model, not a curated record.